AUGGGAAAAACAUAUUGUGAAAAACGGCCGGCCGGCGCCGCGGCCGGCGGUCAAUUUAGACUCGUCGACCACAACCCGAAAAAGGUCGAGAUUCCAUCGAGAGCAGUGGCCAUGAAAAUGGAUCUUAAGAUGAUCAUCGUGUGCUCGGUCGUCGGCUCUCUCGGGGUGCUCAGUGCCAUCCUGGGGUUCUCUGCCGAGGGCACGAAGCUCACCAUUUUGGACGUGUACGUGGGUCUCGGGGUGUGCCUGAACCCGCAGAACCCCGCGUUCGGGCUCGGGGUGUGCGCGGCCAUCUUCCUGGCCAUAGCCCAGAUCAUCUUCGCCGCCCUCGGCGGCUGCUGCGGCUGCUGCAAGUCCCGCGCCAUCCCCUCCCAGAGCAAACGGGUCAUCGGCGUCAUCGGCGCCGUCUUCUCAUGGAUUGUGGCGGCGGUCGCCUUUGGGAUGCUGGUGGUAGAAGCGGCCGCGAACGCCCCCGGGGCGCGUGAAACGUCAGCGUCCGGCUAUUGCUACAUCCCCAUAGGAGGCAUCUUCGCCGGCGGCGCCGCUCUCACGCUCGUCGCCACGGCCCUCGGGAUCACCUCCUACGUCAUGCUCCGCACGCAGCCUGCCACUGUUGCCGAGACCGCCGCACCCAAGGAAGGCGAGCAGAUGCCGGCGAGCGCCGCCGGGAUCUCGACGGGGCAGCCGCAGUUCCCGCCGCAGCCUCCCCAGGGGCAGCCGUACGACCAAGCGCCCUACCCGCCUCCUCCGGCACAGGGCUAUGGAGCGCACGCGCCCAACCAGCAGCAGCAGCAGUUUCCCCCUCCUACUACAGAAGGCUACGCAGCGCACGCGCCGAACCAGCAGCACCCCCCUCCUUCUGCUCCUCCUAAAGGACACGAACAGGUGUAA
Messenger RNA from Aegilops tauschii subsp. strangulata, 891 nucleotides. RefSeq lists its product as uncharacterized. Lineage: Eukaryota; Viridiplantae; Streptophyta; Magnoliopsida; Poales; Poaceae. The record is from RefSeq and is a predicted model, not a curated record.